GCAAGCGUAACAGAAAUAUUUAGAAAUUAAAUAAAACCUUAUGCUAACAGGUCCAUUUUCCAGGUCUUAAGCACGAACUGGAAAUGGAGAAAAGUGGCUGGAUGGCUUGAAGCGACCAGCACUCCCUGAGCCCCAGUCCCCCCCGUCCGUUCCCCCCCCCACCGCGCUUUCCUCUGGCUCGACUAGGAAAGUCCCUGGGGGUGGGCUGACGUUUUUAAAGACGCUAAUAAACACCGUCACUUCUUUACACAAGUUAUUUGGAGCGAGAGUUUGAAAUCCCCCGGUGUCUCCGUAAAUCGGGAGCCCCUUUCCGACGCUUCCCUGCAGCACAAAUGACAUCCUACUGACGCUUUAAUGCCACCAAGCUUCCCCGCUCGCCAGCAGGACCCUCUCCUUCGGGGAAGAGAUGGCCGUGUGAGAGCCACGGCGGAAACACCGGGCAGGACCCACGCCAAAAGUCAUUCCCUCUCUCGCUUAAACAAGGGAAAAAAAAAAAAAAAACCAAAAAACAAAACCGGGGAGAGGGAGAAACGGGCCUUUGCGAUCGCAGCGGUCACAUCCCCCGUAUCCACCCAAAAAUGGGGGAGCGGGGCGGGAGGCAGCCCACGGCGGGGCCCGGGGAGCCGCGGGAAGCGCGGCCGGAGCAGUGACGUCACCGGGUCUCCCGGUCCCGCCCCCUCCCCGGGUCGGGGGAGGGGUCACCGAGGGGGUUUCCUCGCGGCCCGGUGGGGGAGGCACGGCCGGCGCGCCGGGGGGCCGCCGCUGCUGCUACCCCGCCGCCUCCUCCCCCUCUUCUUUCUCCUCCUCUUCUUCCUUCUCACCGGUGGAACUGCCCGGGCGCCACCGCCCCGGCCCCUGCUCCUGCCCCGAGGCAGGGGGGGCACCUCGCCGCCGCGGCUCCCGGGGGUCUCCUCAAGGGGGGGGUCCCCGCUCGGCACGGCACGAGGAAACGAGGAAGCGCCUCCCCCCGACGGCCGAAGCCGCCGCCGCCGCUCGGGGCGCUGCGCGGUGCGUGUCGCGCUCCCCCCUGGCAGGGCCCGGCCCCCGGGGCACCGGCACGGCCGGGCGCGCACACACACACACACGGACGGACACGCAGAGAGACGGGGCUGACGCGAAGAUCCCGGAGGUUCCUCCCUGCCGCCCGCCCGGACGGGCUUCCCCGCGCCCCCGCCCGCCCGCCCGGCCCGCCGCGCCCCGGCGCCGCCGGGUAAACUCACCGCCGCGCCGCGCAUCCCGUCGCGGCUACAACUUUCCAUCCCGGGCGGCAGCCGGCGGCGGCAGCGAGCCCCUCCGCCGCUGGAAGUGGGCGGGGGAGGAAAUACGAGGAGGAGGCGCGUCGUGCUCUCCGCCGCGGCGCCCCUUUUUUGGCCCGGGACGCGGGUUUUGCCGGUGGGGGCUGUGCUGCCGCGGUUGGUUUCCUGCAUCAGCUGCGGGGGUGUGUGUGCUCAGCACACACGUGUGUCUGUGUGUGUGUGUGCGCUCUCCGUGCUGGGUCACCCUGCCCGGCCCAGGGCUGCCCUCCCUUCUCCCACACCCCUGGCAAGCGAGCACUGGGCCACCCUCCAAAAGGCGAGGGGGCCCGGGCUGGGCUUUGGGUACUGAGGAGGGGAAUUUGGCAUUUCUUUUAUUUCUUUUUUCUUUUUUUUUUUUUUUUUUUGUCACCCAAACUCCCCGACAAAGGAGUGUUGGCAGCUUUUCAUUGCCACUCAGGUUUUCGAUCGGGUUUUGCUUUUGAAGCAAGUACGUGAUGUCUUUAGCAAACAAACCCAAAUAAAUAUUUCUUGCAUCA
Molecule: messenger RNA, 1792 nt
Organism: Haemorhous mexicanus (house finch)
Lineage: Eukaryota; Metazoa; Chordata; Aves; Passeriformes; Fringillidae
Exons: 2
Coding region: 355-1113 (252 amino acids)
Source: RefSeq, a predicted model, not a curated record